CUAAAUUUAAACAGUUCACUUAUAUAUGUUUGUGAUACCAAAGCUGUCACAAAAAAUGUCGUUUGUAGCCAGUUUAAUAGGCCUUUGGCUUUAGUUCAUUUGGUAAAUUACAAAUUAAAGCUUUGAAAACACAAGCCAGUAUCAAUUCCAAACUUCACAAGGACCAAAAGGACUCGGCAAUCGAAAGAUCAGAAAUGUCGACGCCAAACUUUCUUUUAAGCAACGGAAAAAAUAUGCCGAUGGUGGGUCUUGGAACUUGGCGGAGCCCACCGGAGGUCGUCACUCAGGCGGUAAAGGAUGCUAUAGAUAUAGGGUAUCGCCACUUCGAUUGCGCCCACAUAUAUGGAAAUGAGGCCCAAGUGGGCGCUGCUCUACGGGAGAAAAUGGAUGAGGGCGUUGUUACCCGGGAGGAUCUCUUCAUCACGAGCAAGCUCUGGAACACCCACCACAAGCCAAAUCUGGUUCGACCAGCCUGCGAGGCAAGUAUGAGGAACUUGGGAGUGAACUACCUGGAUCUAUACCUAAUGCACUGGCCCAUGGCCUACAAGUCGGGCGACAACCUAUAUCCCACCUGUCCGGAUACGAAUAAAGCCGCUUUCGAGGACAUCGACUACGUGGACACAUGGCGGGCUAUGGAGGAUCUGGUCGAUGGGGGACUGUGCCAGGCUAUCGGUGUAUCUAACUUCAAUGAACAACAAAUCACUCGCCUAUUGGGUGUUGCCAAGCUAAAGCCGGUGGUUCUGCAGAUUGAGUGUCAUCCGUACCUCAAUCAAAAGUCAUUGAUCACCCUUUGCUAUGAUAAUGCCAUUGCUGUAACCGCUUACAGCUGUCUGGGAUCAGGACACACGCCCUAUGAAAAGCCCGGAGCGUAUCCACUGCUUCAGCACCCGACCAUCCUGGCUGUAUCCGAGAAGUACGAAAGGACACCGGCACAGGUGCUCCUCCGCUAUCAGACACAGUCGGGCAUCAUCGUUAUCCCGCGAUCCGUGAGCAAACAGCACAUGCUGGACAACUUCAGACGAAUCUGGGACUUUGAACUGGCCAGCGACGAUAUAAAGGCUAUUUAUGAUUUGGACUGUAAUGGUCGUUUCAUGACCAUGAAGGCUGCCUAUGGACACCGCCAUCAUCCCUUUGAACCAGUACAGCUGAAGUAAAUAAUUAGUAUAAGAUGUUGAACGUGUCCUACCCAAAAUUAAAUAUUAAGGUUGCUCAUUGUUUGAAGAGGCGAUCGAAUUUCUACUACCUCCUUUAAAAAUGGAUGAGAGAUGUAAUAAUAGAGACACAAUGUGUUAUUUAUUGAUAAUAUAAUAAACAUAUUUUACUGUGUAA
Molecule: messenger RNA, 1329 nt
Organism: Drosophila subpulchrella
Lineage: Eukaryota; Metazoa; Arthropoda; Insecta; Diptera; Drosophilidae
Product: 1,5-anhydro-D-fructose reductase
Exons: 5
Coding region: 195-1154 (319 amino acids)
Cellular component (GO): cytosol
Molecular function (GO): aldose reductase (NADPH) activity
Source: RefSeq, a predicted model, not a curated record